AUGAAGGGCAACAAAGGACCUGAAGGUGGCAAGGGACCUGGUGGAAAUUCUCAACCUAAAGGACCUAACGGCGAUAAAGGGCUAAGCGGCGAGAAAGGAAUGAAGGGCAACAAAGGACCUGUUGGUGAAAAAGGACCUAAAGGUGGCAAGGGACCUGGUGGAAAUUCUCAACCUAAAGGACCUAAUGGCGAUAAAGGGCUAAGCGGCGAGAAAGGAAUGAAGGGCAACAAGAAAAGGACCUGA
Messenger RNA from Parnassius apollo (apollo), 243 nucleotides. Lineage: Eukaryota; Metazoa; Arthropoda; Insecta; Lepidoptera; Papilionidae. The record is from the annotation of a GenBank genome assembly.